Gambusia affinis (western mosquitofish) is the source of this 2574-nucleotide messenger RNA. Its product is annotated as extracellular calcium-sensing receptor-like. Gene Ontology annotation, molecular function: G protein-coupled receptor activity. Gene Ontology annotation, biological process: G protein-coupled receptor signaling pathway. The record is from RefSeq and is a predicted model, not a curated record. NCBI's taxonomy places the organism in Eukaryota, Metazoa, Chordata, Actinopteri, Cyprinodontiformes, Poeciliidae. The transcript is spliced from 6 exons. Gene Ontology annotation, cellular component: membrane. Bases 1 to 2574 code for a protein of 857 amino acids.
AUGCUGCCGCUCAGGUUGCUCCUAAUCUCUGUACUAACAAGAACAGGAAGGACUGGAUGUCGACUGCUAGGAGGAACACAACAGCCUGAAUUAGCACAGGAUGGGGAUCUCAUCAUUGGAGGCAUUUUUUCAUUUCGCACAGGCCAGAAUUAUUUUACCGACACUUUUCAGUCAAUUCCAGGCCUCCGAAAAUGCAACGAUUUCAACUUCAGAGAAUUCAAAUUUGCCCAAACAAUGAUCUUUGCUAUAAAUGAGAUCAACAAAAACCCUGAAAUGCUUUCCGGUGUGAGGCUCGGCUACAAGAUCUAUGACAACUGUGGGACGAUGGACAUACUGAGGGCUGCGUUGGCGCUGGUGAGUGGGCUCCAAGAGGACGUCGGUGAUGUCGGCUGCUCGGACACGGAGGCGGUGCGGGCUAUCCUAGGUCAUUCAGGAUCAAGUCCAACCAUUGCUUUUUCACAGAUUGUAGGAAGAUUUCAGAUACCUGUGAUCAGCCAUUUUGCAACUUGUGCCUGCCUGAGCAAUAGGAGAGAACAUCCAACUUUUUUCAGAACGAUUCCCAGCGACUACUACCAAAGCAAAGCUCUGGCAAAGCUGGUCAGGCAUUUUGGGUGGACGUGGGUUGGGACAAUAGCUGCGGAUAAUGAAUAUGGCUUGGAGGGAAUUGCGGCAUUCAUCCAAGCUGCAGAAGAGUAUGGGAUCUGUGUAGAGUACUCUGAAGCGUUUUCAUCUUCUGACCCACCCCACAUCGUGCAGAGAAUAACAGAAACCAUUAAGCAGUCCACUUCAAAGGUCAUCAUGGCUUUUAUGUCUCAUAGGGAAAUUAAAAUACUUGCUUCCGAGUUGCACAAGCAGAACAUCACAGGACUGCAGUGGAUUGGCAGUGAUGCGUGGAUCACAGAUUCGUCCCUCGCAGAUGGCGAAGGACACACCGUCCUGCUGGGGUCACUUGGCUUCACUGUGCCCAAAGCUAAAAUCCCUGGUCUGGAAGAGCACUUGAAGCAGCUCCACCCUUCACAGUUCCCCAACAGCCAGUUUGUCAAAGAUUUCUGGGAAGAAGUGUUUGAUUGUUCUCUAAGUGAUACCGUGAACUCAGGAAGACGGCCCUGUAGUGGCACCGAGAGCUUGCAGACUGUUGAAUCCCACUUCACCGAUGUGUCUGAGCUCAGAUUUACCAAUAAUGUCUACAAGUCCGUUUUUGCAGUAGCUCAUGCACUUGACCUCAUAAUUAAAUGUGACGGUAACGGAGCCCCCUCGUCCAGUAGGAGCUGUUUUGACUCCAAACACAUGCAGCCGUGGCAGAUUUUGCAAAGCCUCCAAAGAGUAAAUUUCACCACUGUGAAUGGGCAAAGAGUUUAUUUCGACAGAAAUGGAGACUCACCAGCAAGAUAUGAACUUGUAAAUUUACAAAUUACAACAAGAGGGAUCAUGGAAGGAGAAACUGUUGGCAUUUAUGAUGCUUCUUUCCCAGAUGACCAACAGUUCAUCAUGAACAACAUCUCUGUGGUCUGGGCACAUGGCUUGUUAGAGGCGCCUGUGUCAGAGUGCAGUAAGAAAUGUCUCCCUGGAACUUAUAAGGUCCUCCAGAAAGGGAAACCAAUCUGCUGCCACGGCUGCAUACCUUGUCCAGCAGGCGAAAUUACAAAUUUAACCGAAUCAUUUCAGUGUUUUAAAUGCCCUCCGGAGUACUGGUCCAAUAACCAAAGAGAUUCCUGCGUCCCAAAACCAGUUGAGUUUCUGUCGUACAAUGAAAUCCUGGGGAUGGUGUUGGCGAUGUGUUCGCUCCUUGGAAUCUUCUUGACUGCGAUCGCUACGCUGAUCUUCUUCACCCACAAAGAGACUCCAAUAGUACGAGCCAACAACUCAGAGCUGAGCUUCCUGCUGCUCGUCUCCUUGACUCUCUGCUUCCUGUGCUCUCUCACCUUCAUCGGCCGCCCCACCGAGUGGUCCUGCAUGCUGCGGCACACGGCAUUCGGCAUGACCUUUGUCCUCUGCAUUUCCUGUGUUCUCGGGAAAACCAUGGUGGUUUUAAUCGCCUUCAGGGCUACUCGUCCAGGCAGCAACAUAAUGAAAUGGUUUGGACCAGCGCAGCAGAGACUCAGUGUGUUAGCCUUCACUCUCAUACAAGUUUUGAUAUGCCUACUUUGGUUAACUACAAGUCCUCCGUUCCCCUUCAUGAAUUUUGUGCUGUUUGAGGAGAGAAUCGUUCUACAGUGCGAUCUCGGUUCAGCCAUCGGGUUCUAUGCUGUUUUAGGGUACAUAGGGUUUUUGGCCGGUUUAUGUUUUGUGCUUGCGUUUUUGGCUCGAAAGCUGCCUGAUAACUUUAAUGAGGCUAAGUUUAUUACCUUUAGCAUGUUGAUCUUCACCUCAGUCUGGAUCACAUUUAUCCCAGCAUACGUCAGCUCUCCUGGUAAGCUAAGCGACGCUGUGGAAAUAUUUGCUAUUCUUGCCUCUGCUUAUGGAGUCCUGUUUUGCAUUUUUCUGCCAAAAUGCUGGAUAAUAUUGUUCAGACCCGAACAGAAUACCAAGAAACAUAUUAUGGGAAAGACUGUCAAAACGGAUAUCCAAUAUUAA